AUGGGCGCCGCAGAGGAGCUGGCCGCUUUCCAGCCGGCGCCGCGGGGCUUCGGCCUCUGGGACUACGGCGUCUUCGGCCUGAUGCUGCUGGUCUCCACGGGCAUCGGCCUCUUCCAGGCGCUGUGCCGGGGCGGCCAGAAGAGCCCCGAGGACUUCUUCACGGGCAGCCGGAGAAUGUCGGCGCUGCCGGUGGGCCUGUCGCUCUCGGCCAGCUUCAUGUCGGCCAUCCAGGUGCUGGGCGUCCCGGCCGAGGCCUACCGCUACGGCCUGAAGUUCCUCUGGAUGUGCCUGGGCCAGCUGCUCAACUCGCUGCUCACCGCCGGCCUCUUCCUGCCCGUCUUCUACCGCCUGGGGGUCACCAGCACCUACGAGUACCUGGAGCUGCGGUUUUCCAGGAAAGUCCGGCUGUGUGGCACAAUCCAGUACAUCAUUGCCACGGUGCUGUACACGGGAAUCGUCAUCUACGCCCCGGCCUUGAUCCUCAACCAAGUGACGGGUCUGGACAUCUGGGCCUCGCUUCUCUCCACGGGCACCAUCUGCACUUUCUACACCACCAUUGGGGGCAUGAAAGCGGUCAUCUGGACGGACGUCUUCCAGGUCUUGGUGAUGCUGUCCGGCUUUGUGGCCAUCUUGAUCCAGGGGACGCUGCUGGUCGGGGGGCCGGGGCAGGUCCUCUCCAUCGCCCGCAACCACUCCAGGGUCAACCUGGGAGACUUCAACCUGGACCCCCACAGCCGCUACACCUUUUGGACCUUCCUCUUCGGGGGCACGCUGGUCUGGCUCUCCAUGUACGGGGUCAACCAGGCCCAGGUCCAGCGUUACGUGGCCUGCAAGACGGAGAAGGAGGCCAAACUGUGAGUUGCCCGGAGGAGUUCCGCUUCUGGCCCCGCGUCCCGGGAAUUUCUGCUGUUUCUUCUCCCUCCCCAGUACAUGCCCUACCUGGUGCUGGACAUCUUUGAGCGCUGUCCGGGGGUGCCCGGCCUCUUCCUGGCCUGCGCAUACAGUGGCACUUUGAGCACGGCCUCCACCAGCAUCAACGCCAUGGCGGCCGUCACCGUGGAGGACCUGAUCAAACCGAACAUGCCCGGCCUGACGCCACGGAAACUCGCCCUGAUCUCCAAGGGGCUCUCGUUGAUCUACGGCACAGCCUGCAUCACAGUGGCAGCUCUUUCGUCUUUGCUCGGAGGGGGCGUGCUGCAGGGCUCCUUCACGGUCAUGGGGGUGAUCAGUGGGCCCCUCCUGGGCGCCUUCAUCCUGGGCAUGUUCUUUCCAUCCUGCAACACCCUGGGGGUUUUCUCCGGCCUUGGCGUCGGCUUCCUCCUCUCCUUUUGGGUCGCGGUGGGGGGCACCCUCUACCCGCCCAGUGCCAGCACCAUGGGCGUCCUGCCCUCCUACGCAGACUUCUGCCCGCUUUACAACGUCUCCCAGGGCACCAACAGCACCCUGCUCUACGGGGCGCUGUCCCCCCACCCCGCCUUGGAGCAGCCAGAGAGGCCGGCCAUUGCAGACGAAUUCUAUGCCAUCUCCUACCUCUACUACGGCGCCCUGGGGACCCUCAGCACGGUGGUGGUGGGGCUGCUGGCCAGCGGCCUGAGAGGCUCCCCUGGCGAGGACAGCAAACGGCCAUCCAUGUUGUGGUGGGAUAUCAUGAAGAGGCCGUUGGACACGACCCCCAAGGACGCUGCUGAUCCCCAGAAGAAGGCACCAGACUCGGCCUCCGUGGAUCUCGGCUUCGAGGCGGAGGAGAAGACCCUGCUGGCCAAGGAGGAGUUGAGCCCGGCCACAGGCUCGGCGGAGUCCAUCUGUGCCUGCCACGCUCUGGACCACGGCUGCUUCCACCUCCUCCGAGAGACCUGCGUCUAGGGCCAGAGGGUGGGGUGGG
This is a messenger RNA of Protobothrops mucrosquamatus (brown spotted pit viper), 1882 nucleotides long. It is a transcript of the gene SLC5A5, whose product is annotated as solute carrier family 5 member 5. The transcript is spliced from 14 exons. Gene Ontology annotation, cellular component: membrane. Gene Ontology annotation, molecular function: symporter activity. NCBI's taxonomy places the organism in Eukaryota, Metazoa, Chordata, Lepidosauria, Squamata, Viperidae. Gene Ontology annotation, biological process: sodium ion transport; iodide transmembrane transport. The record is from RefSeq and is a predicted model, not a curated record.